Messenger RNA from Sinocyclocheilus grahami, 2224 nucleotides. RefSeq names its product zinc finger protein 827-like. The record is from RefSeq and is a predicted model, not a curated record. Lineage: Eukaryota; Metazoa; Chordata; Actinopteri; Cypriniformes; Cyprinidae. The coding region runs from base 290 to 2224 and encodes 644 amino acids. Gene Ontology annotation, biological process: positive regulation of transcription by RNA polymerase II. Gene Ontology annotation, cellular component: nucleus. The transcript is spliced from 5 exons.
UGAGAGAGUGUGCGUGUGUGCUCUGCUGUUGCUGCCCUUUGAUCCCUGCAUUAGUGUUAGUUAGGGGCUCGGAGACACACACUUACAGAGAGCAGCCAUAGUCAAGACACGGCAACAACAACAGCACCUCCUCCUCUACUCUUCCCUGUUCCCAACAAUACACUUAACCGAGGACAGCCAGGUGCACGACAAGUCCCUGCCAUCAGGCUCCCUCGCAAAAUUUCAAUGGGAAAAGACCUUUUUUCUUCUUAUCCCUAAACAAGAAGGAGAAUGUGAUAAAAGGGGGAAAAUGCCAAGGAGGAAACAGGAGCAACCCAAGCGCCUGCCUUCGCAUGUGGACACGGUAGAGGAUGGAGGGCCAGAGGGGGGCUCAGUAGAGGAGGACAGCUGGUUUGGGAAUACCUCAGACAGCCCCUCUGAAUCGUCCUACGGUGAUGUGCAAGAUGAGCUGCGGGUUUCCCCGGACGAUGUUCCCCGACCGGACCACGACACCUCAGCCGAGAGCUCCCUGGGCUGCCCGACACCAGUUCAGCGGGCUUCCCUGGAGCUGCUGGGACUGGACAGUGUGAUCCUCUCGACCCAGGACAUGCUUUCCUCGGAGGUGUCCUCUCUUUAUGGAGACUCCAGCCAGGCCCUGGGCAAGCCCCUCAGCAGCAACCUGCGGCGUCUCCUGGAGGAUGGCUCACUGAAGCUGGAGGGAGGCGACCUGAGUGGGCAUGGAACGGGAAGAGGACCAGAGUCGCCCCCGGUCAGCUUGGUACUAUCUCCAUCUUCACAUCAUGCACAGCAGCUGAGUGCCCUGGCGAGGAGGUUGGCUAACAGCAGCAGCAACAACAGUGGCAACUCGAACUCUGCAUCACCUGCAUCUGUAGCAACUGUCAAGCAGGAGCCCUGUGACCCAUAUGGCCCCAGCAAUGGCCCUAACUCAGGCAGCAGUGGCUUCGUAUGGGUAGGUGUUGCAGAUAAAUGGCCGUCAACUAGUUGCUCAGCACCCAGUGGCAGCAGCCUAUCACCAGACUCAGCUAUCCAGAAGUUAAAGGCAGCCGCCAACGCUGUGCUCCAAGACAAGAGUGCGGUGGCCUCCUCCACCUCGGCGUCUUCAUCCUCCUCUUCCUCCUCAUCAUCCUCUUCAGUCACCUCCUCCUCAAUGGCAGCCCUAGGCACUCGCUCUGAUGACGCAGUGCGCUUUGAACCGUUCGCUUCACCCUUCAGUCCGCAGUCAGCCAGCUCCACGCUUGCUGCCCUCUCAAAGAAAGUGUCUGAAAGAAGUCAGCAGCAGGUGGGCUCAUCUGAGCAUCAACCCUCAGCUGGCUCCUUUCUCUCUCUGGUUUCCAUGACCUCCUCAGCAGCUCGGCUAAAGGAGGUGGCCGCACGAGCAGCAGGGAACCUUCUAGCUGAUAAGAAAGAGCCGGCAUUAGUACUGGGAGCCUCUGAAGAUGUCAAGCCCCUGUUAGACAGGAACCAGAAGGUGCCCACCCCAACCCAGGCCAUAGAUCUUCUGCUGCCAACAAUCCCCAAGGGAAGGGCCAAGCCCAGCAGUCAAGCAGGUUCUCCUGAGGAUGGAGGGAAGCCCUUCCAGUGCCCGGUGUGCGGUCUCGUCAUCAAGAGAAAGAGCUACUGGAAGAGACAUAUGGUGAUCCACACAGGCUUAAAAAGUCACCAGUGUCCCCUCUGUCCCUUUCGCUGUGCUCGUAAAGACAAUCUCAAGUCCCACAUGAAGGUCCAUCAGCACCAAGACCGAGGGGAGACUUUCCAGUGUGAGCUCUGCCCCUUCACAUCCUCCCGCCACUUUAGCCUCAAGCUGCACAUGCGUUGCCAUCAGCACUUCCCCCGUCCCGAUCUCAAAGUCAAAGAAGAACCCGGCACAGACACAGAGGAGGGCGAGGGCUUGCUCAUGGGGGACGGUGGAGACACUGGUGAUCAGGUUAUGAACACCGAUGCUUCCACAUCUCCCACUGUGAGCCAACCUGAUGGUCGUUUGCUGGCCUCCCCUGCAGAACCCUCGAACCACGUCCAGAUCAAGGAGGAACCCCAGGAGAGGGAUGUGUCUGUGAUGUCUCCCUUUGCCCUGUGUAGGGAGCGACCCAGCAGCAGCAGCAGCUCUCUGGAUCUGCCUGGGCUCAAAUCCAGUCCACCGGGGCCUGGACCUACAGCUGCCUCGCUCUUCAGCCCAGAUAUCACCACCAAGACGGCUACGGACCUUCUCAUAAAGCUUUCAGGAUGA